AUGAUGCGGUCGCAGCUAAACACAUAUUAUAAUGACCUGUGCAAGCAAAUGUUGAGCGCCCAACAUCGUGGAGAGUUUUGUGAUCUUGACAUUGUAUGCAACGGCCAUACAAUACCGGUCCACAAAGUCAUCAUCUGCUUGCAAUCUCCAGUCAUCAAAGCAGCAUGUACUGGUUCGUUUGCGGAGUCCUGUGGGAGAUACGAAAUCAAAGACUGCUCUUAUGAAACCGUCCAAGGAAUGGUAGACUAUCUAUACACGGGCAAUUAUGACACUUACACCAAAGAAUUACCCAAAGGGCAAUCCGAGAAGCCGGGGGAGAUUGUACCGGGGCAGCGCGAUGUGCUUUGCGAAUUAGUCCAGCACGUGAAAAUGUUUGGCCUCGCAGACAAGUAUCUCAUCGACGGGCUUCUUGAGUUAUCAAGGAAUAAAUUCAAGAAGACAGUCAGGGAUGAGCGGGACACGUGCGCAUUUUCCCAGUUCGUGGCCGAGGUGUAUGACUUACAAUGCGAGUCAAGCAAAGAACUGCGUGAUAUCGUGGUUGAGUCUUUCAGAGAGAGAGUCGCGGUGACUCCGCUGAAACCCAACGUCCAGGAGGCUGUGGAUGGUUUAAUAGACGAGAUUCCCGAAUUCGCGGGCGAUUUGGCCAGGUCAUAUCUGCGACGGCCAAUACUGGGACACUGCACCACUUGUGGGACUCACAAGUUGGUUUCAAUAUCGACGCUGCAGUGCAGGUGUGAGGAAUGUGGAAAAGGCGGCGCGACGCCUUUGGGAUCUUGGUACGAAGGAAAAUCAUACUGA
Trichoderma breve is the source of this 798-nucleotide messenger RNA. RefSeq names its product BTB/POZ domain-containing protein. NCBI's taxonomy places the organism in Eukaryota, Fungi, Ascomycota, Sordariomycetes, Hypocreales, Hypocreaceae. The record is from RefSeq and is a predicted model, not a curated record. The transcript has 3 exons. Bases 1 to 798 code for a protein of 265 amino acids. Gene Ontology annotation, molecular function: protein binding.